Ostreococcus lucimarinus CCE9901 is the source of this 786-nucleotide messenger RNA. RefSeq lists its product with no specific name. The record is from RefSeq and is a predicted model, not a curated record. The coding region runs from base 1 to 786 and encodes 261 amino acids. Lineage: Eukaryota; Viridiplantae; Chlorophyta; Mamiellophyceae; Mamiellales; Bathycoccaceae. The transcript has a single exon.
AUGGCCGAAGGCCUCGACUUGCGCGGCGUUAUUAACUGCGCGGCGAUGUCGUCGCCGGGGCAGUGCGAAGCGGCGCCCGAACUCGCGCGCCGAGCGAACGCGCCGAGAGCGUUGUGGAGCGCGAUUUCAUCCAUCGCGCAGUCUCGCGGCAAACAAGCGCCGCUGUGGAUACAACUUUCGACGGAUCACGUCUAUGACGGCGAACGGGCGUUGAGCGACGAGAGCACGGCGUGCGCUCCAGUGAACGCCUACGGCGCGAGCAAGGUGUUUUGCGAAGAGACGCUCGCGAAGGACUAUCCGCGGUCGAUCGUUCUGCGUUCGAGUAUCAUCACGGGACCCAAAGCGCCGUUAACGGACGUAGAGCGAACGUUGUUUCUAGAUUUCAUCGCAUCAAGCUUCGCCAAGGAGACGCCGACGACGUUUUACGACGACGAGUUCCGUUCGCCGAUUUGCGUCUUCGACAUAGUUCGAGUCGUGCGCACGUUGCUUCAGCGCCACGAUGAUUUGCCCGAUCGCCGGGUGUAUAACAUGGGCGGACCAGAUCGCGUGAGCAGAGUCGACAUGGCGAACGGCGUGGCGGAAUUCUUAGCCAAAGGCGACGCGGCGAUGGAACAGGUGUUCAAGUCAAAAAUUGCCGUCGCGUCGUGCGCCGAGGCCAAGGCGCUUCGAGGAGUCGCCGCGCCUCCAGACAUUUCCAUGGAUUCGCGCGCGCUCGUGCGAGAAAUUUGUCAAGACUGGGCGCCUCGAUCGUUCGAAGAACAAAUAGCCGUAGCGUUCGCGACGUAG